AUGGACCACAUCUCUGAUAACGCCGGACCCUGGCACGUCCACAAUAGGAUGCGAUUGAGAAAGCCGCACCUUAAAGACAAUCUCCCAACUCAGUUAUGUCUUCUAUGCAAUCGGGCUUUCUGCGUCGACCACAAGGGGAAGCAGGAGGGCGUCUGUGAGAUCAACCAUGAGACCUACUACCGUAACCAUCCGGGGGAUCAGAAGUACUUAUAUCGAAGUUAUGAGGAUUGGGAGAAGGAUUGUUAUCAGCAAAUGGUUGAUGAGGCGUCGGGGGAUGAUGGGGAGAUGGUGGUUGGGAGAAAAGAAAACAGUAGGAAGGCGGAGGUAGAGGGGGCGAAGGACGAAGGCAACAGGUUGGAUAAGGGGCAGGAUUGA
Fusarium poae is the source of this 375-nucleotide messenger RNA. RefSeq lists its product as uncharacterized. The transcript is spliced from 2 exons. The coding region runs from base 1 to 375 and encodes 124 amino acids. NCBI's taxonomy places the organism in Eukaryota, Fungi, Ascomycota, Sordariomycetes, Hypocreales, Nectriaceae. The record is from RefSeq and is a predicted model, not a curated record.